Messenger RNA from Pseudozyma hubeiensis SY62, 615 nucleotides. Its product is annotated as potential mitochondrial ribosomal protein S21. Gene Ontology annotation, molecular function: structural constituent of ribosome. Bases 1 to 615 code for a protein of 204 amino acids. NCBI's taxonomy places the organism in Eukaryota, Fungi, Basidiomycota, Ustilaginomycetes, Ustilaginales, Ustilaginaceae. Gene Ontology annotation, cellular component: ribosome. The transcript has a single exon. The record is from RefSeq and is a predicted model, not a curated record. Gene Ontology annotation, biological process: translation.
AUGUCGCUCCUGCGAACCACAGUCGCGCGCUCGCUUCGCGCGGCUGCUCCAUCAGCACCGAUUCUUCGAUCCGCCGUGCCCGGGCCGUCUUCGAUCGCUGCCUCUUCCGACAUCCAACUUUUUUGCCGCAGCUUUGCAUCCACAUCCCUCCGCAGCGCCGACAAUAAAUCAUCGUCAUCCUCCAAGCCAACCUCAUCAGCAGCUUCCACCUACACAGCCAUCCUAGACUCGCUGCAAGACUCAUACGAGAAAUCUACCCGAGGUUCCGCCUCUCGUUUCUCCCGUCCCUCCGAUGGACGUCGUGGCUACGUCGAAGACCUCGAGUCCGACUGGUCCCAGCGUGCGGUGUAUGGAGAACCCAGCUGGCCGGCUACACCGUUCAGCGGGAGGAGCAUCAGGGUGACUCCGCAGGCCGACCCCGCUAGAGCGUACGGACAGCUGAGCGUGCUGUUGCGGAGGAACAAUGUAAGGCAGGAGUUGAGGUUGCAGCAGAGGUAUGAGAAGCCGAACGAGGAGAGGAGGAGGAAGAAGAGCGAGAGGCAUAGGAGGAGGUUUGCGGAUAUGGUGAGGAGAAAGGUUCAGUUGGUCAUGGCGAUCAAGGCGAGAGGUGCUUGA